Messenger RNA from Ipomoea triloba (trilobed morning glory), 914 nucleotides. RefSeq names its product pathogen-related protein. Bases 54 to 740 code for a protein of 228 amino acids. The record is from RefSeq and is a predicted model, not a curated record. The transcript is spliced from 4 exons. Lineage: Eukaryota; Viridiplantae; Streptophyta; Magnoliopsida; Solanales; Convolvulaceae.
CCUUUGUAGGAGCGAAUUGAAGAAACAAAAGAUAACGUUGUGGGUGGGGAUCAAUGGCAGACGGCGUUAAAAGGGCCAGCGAUAAGUAUAGGUCCUUUCUUCACGAAGAAGGAGGAAACAUCCAGUGGAGGCACGGCGGUGCUCCCACUUAUGACGCCGUUAACGAGCUCUUUGAACAAGGCAGAACCCAGGUAUGGCCAGAAGGAUCCUUAGAAGAGACAGUACAAAAUGCUGUAAAGUCGUGGGAAAUGGAGCUGUCUCAUAAAAUUCGCAUACAAGACUUCAGGACCAUCAAUCCUCAAAAAUUCAAGCUCUUCGUUAAUGGGAGGGAGGGAUUGUCAGCUGAAGAAACCUUAGAGCUGGGGAGUUACAAUGCACUGUUGAAGACUUCGUUGCCGGAACAGUUGAAGGUGUACAAAUCCGAGGAGGAGAGUUUUGAAUCGUCACACGAUGUGUUCCGGUCGGCAUUUCCUCGGGGGUUUGCGUGGGAAGUGAUGGCCGUGUAUUCUGGGCCGCCUGUGGUGACCUAUAAGUUCAGGCAUUGGGGCUAUUUUGAAGGACCUUUCAAGGGCCAUUCUCCUACCGGAGAAUUAGUUCAGUUUUAUGGCCUUGGAAUCAUGAAGGUUGAUGAAUCUCUGAGUGCCGAGGAAGUAGAGAUAUAUUAUGAUCCAGCAGAGCUUUUGGGUGGGCUUCUCAAAGGAACAGAUUCCAACAUUAAGCAAUGCCCCUUCCACAAAUAAAAAAGCACCAUCGCUGUUUGUUUUUUUAAGGUUACCGUUCUGAUGUUAUGAAUUUCCCUAGCUUCAAAGUAGGAAUCUUGUUAUGAAUAAUGACAAAUUAUCUCAUGAAUCAAGUUUCACCUUUCAUGGUGAAUCCUAAUUCAAAAUGAUAUCGUUUUAUAUUAAGUGUCUAAA